This is a messenger RNA of Oncorhynchus masou masou (cherry salmon), 3310 nucleotides long. RefSeq names its product OX-2 membrane glycoprotein-like. Gene Ontology annotation, biological process: heterotypic cell-cell adhesion; negative regulation of neuroinflammatory response. Gene Ontology annotation, cellular component: axon; cell surface; neuronal cell body. The record is from RefSeq and is a predicted model, not a curated record. Gene Ontology annotation, molecular function: cell-cell adhesion mediator activity. The coding region runs from base 1251 to 2363 and encodes 370 amino acids. NCBI's taxonomy places the organism in Eukaryota, Metazoa, Chordata, Actinopteri, Salmoniformes, Salmonidae. The transcript is spliced from 8 exons.
AUUACCCUCUUAAUACACAACAAUAUGUUAAUUACCCUCUUUAUACACAACAAUAUGUUAAUUACCCUCUUUAUACACAACAAUAUGUUAAUUACCCUCUUAAUACACAACAUGUUAAUUGCCUUCUUUAUACACAAGGAUAUGUUAAUUACCCUCUUUAUACACAACAAUAUGUUAAUUACCCUCUUAAUACACACACCGAUAUGUUAAUUACCCUCUUAAUACACACAACGAUAUGUUAAUUACCCUCUUUAUACACAAUAUGUUAAUGACCCUCUUAAUACACAACAAUAUGUUAACUGCCUUGAUACACAAGGAUAUGUUAAUUACCCUCUUUAUACAAAGCGAUAUGUUAAUUACCCUCUUUAUACACAACAAUAUGAAAAUGUUUCUAAAGGAUUACCAAGCGACGAUCAUACUGUCACACACACAUCUGUGUGACUUGGAGACAGUUUAGUUGUCUCGGACAGAUACUGAUUAGCUGACUGAAUGGUUAAUGACACGCAUAUAGUCCUGCGGCAGUUAUUGUAUAAAUAUGUUCAUAUGUAGGCUAUGUAAAUAUAUUAGCAGUUUGGUCAUGAAGAAACACUAGAUGUGUGUUUCAUUCUUCAAUUUUUUAAAUAAAUCUAAGUGUUGUAAUAUUAUAGCCUACACAAUGUCAUCAUAAUGUACUCUGUGGUUGGUUUUGUGUGCGUUUUUGUUUUAUUUCUUCACUUUAUAAAUCAAAUGCUGUAACAAUGUUGUAAUUAUAUGGAAUUGUCAUAAAUCUGCUGCUGGCGAAGCUUAAACGAGUUGUCUGAUUCUUCUGCCACUCGAGACCAGCCAAUGUUGCGAAUAACUGCCACUAGGGGUCGCUUGAAUAUAAUGUAGGGAGAGAGGUGGUAGAGAAAUGUUUUUGAUAGUUUUGCAGCGCUCAUGCAACAUCGCCAACAGCGUACCCAAGACUAUUUUCUAUAUAAGUCCACUUGACCGUCUGUUCUCUGACGCCGCUCUUGUAGAGGCAGAACGCAUCACACCCGGUCUGUUCAGCUUUAAGACUUUUGUAGCAUGGAUUUGAUAGUCAAAGUGUAGAAUAUUGUGUUAUUGCAGAGAACGGAAUGAAAUAAAUCUCUAUCACUAACUCCAUGCACUGCUCAACGGCUACAGGAGUCCGUCUGCCAGUAAGAUGAGGUUGCUACAACACUGACCGACAACACGUCUCACACACUGGAUCACAGUAACCUGGAUGCAACACACUCCCGCAGACCAAGAUGUGUGUAUCUGCUCUGUCUCGGCGGCUGAUGCUGUGUCUGCAGCUAUUGGUGAUGGUGGUUUUCAGGACACAAGGUGAGGUCAUCGCCCCCUCCAGCAUGACCGCGGUGGCGGGCCUCCCCUUCACGCUGGGCUGUAACGUCACCAUAGCAACUGGCGACACGGUCAAGCAGGUCCGCUGGCUGAACAAACACAAGCAGGUUCUCCUGGCGUACGAGCCAGGCGAGUCGGUCAGAACCACCUCCCGCCAAGACGACGUGGAGCUAACUUCCUCGCACCGCAACGUCAGCGCCAUCACCAUCAAGAGGGUGGGGCCUAACGACGAGGGCUGCUACCGCUGCAUCUUUGACAUCUACCCCAGCGGAGCACAGGAGGGAAAGACCUGCCUCAGUAUCGAAGUCAAAGUGGGCAAUGAGGGUAAUAAAACAGCCGUCAGCGGGAAGCUGGCCACCAUGUCCUGCUGGUACGGCCUCCCAGACAGGGUACGCCAGGUCCUGUGGAGAAAGACUGCAGAGCAGGGCGACACGACCACGUUGGCCUCCUUUGCCAAGCGAGGCCAACCCAGCAUUGAGGAACCUUAUCGGGGACGCAUGACCCUGAACCCCUCCCUGGGAGACACCCAGCUCUCCAUCAGGCCGGUGAAGACGGAGGACGAGGGCUGCUACACCUGCGAGUUCCACACUUACCCAGAAGGCACCAGGAGCGCCACGGCCUGCCUCUUUGUAUAUGUGCUGCCCAACCCAGAGAUCACCCACGUGACCUCCAGUGGGGUCAUCGAGGCCAACUGCACGGCCGCAGCCCGUCCUGCAGCCCAGAUGGUAUGGAACGUGGAGGGCGACAACCGGACACUGGGGCCGUCCGUGUCCUCGUCCUACGACCAGGGGGACGGCACCACCCUGGUCACCAGCACCCUCCUCCUCCAGGAGGGCCUGCCCCACGACCAAUCCGUCACAUGCAUGGUGCACCACCGAGGCCUGGACUCGCCCAUGUCCGUCAACCUCAAUGUUGGUUCGGCCCUCACUACUAUCAUCUCAGUAUCCUGUGUGGCAGCCCUGCUCCUGUGCUGUCUGUGUGUGUGCCUCUGCAAGUGCUUCCUGUGUCGAGACGAUUGAGAUUUGACCUGGAAUGGUGGAAGAAGGACUGUUUUGGUGAGAAGCCAGAGUUCUGGUCAUCCAGCUCGACCUAUCAGCUCCUCAGCACCAUACGCCCCAUGUCUGUUAGAAGGAACAACUCACUACAGUGCUACACAUCACCAACAGCUGUUUCCCCAGGCCCCACUGGGUGAACUGGACAUAAACCUUCAUCCCACCAGUGACAACAACAUCAACAACACUAAAGCCAUGUUUCUAUUAACAGUAGAUAUAAAGACACUUUUCAAAAUGUGGCUUUGAAGUUUAGUUUGUCUGGUCCCAGAUCAGUGUAAUGACUUGCCAACGCCUAUAGUCAUUGUUACGCCAAUGGCGCAACUGAUCUGGGAUCAGGCUAUAACCGGUCCACUCGAUGAAGAAAAAGUAUAGGACAAAGGCCCUUAAUAUAAAGUGCCUUAAAAGUAGGUUUUAAAUUAUACGUUCGCAAAAAUGUUCUAAUUACACACUGUAAUGUUUUUUAACAGUUACAGUGAGUUUAAGGACCAGGCUGCUUUUUUGUGUGGGAGUUCUCCUGUUAUUUGUUUGUGUGAUUUUGCUGCUGUUAUAAGGGGGGUUACACGUCUUUAUUUUAUGACUCAAAAACACAAACACACAAGUUGACUUCAUGGGAGUUCCAGUAUUAAAAUGCAAUUUGCCAUGUAUUAGUUAGCUAUAUGACAUUUAGAAUACAAACAAUAUAUAUAUUUCUCAUGCUCGGUAUUUAACUUAGAUAUUUACAACAGGGAAUGACAAAAUGUCUGUCUCGCGUGCCUUUCCUAUUGAAGGGUAUUCCUACCAUCUGACCAUUUGAACUGAAGGUGUAAUUACAGCAGGAAAAUGGCCUCCAACUUUUCAGCCUGUUUAAACCUCACAACAGAUGUAUGUAUACAAAUGAACUACUACUGUUUAUUAGCAAUAAACUCUUCAGCAUC